UGCAGCCAGAGGAGAGAUUUAGUGGGGGAGUAUUAGAAGAUGAAGUCAGCUGAGGGGCGUGGGGAGCCUAGCAGGCCGUUGUGAGGACUUUGGCUUUUCUUCUGAAUGAAAUGGAAGCCAUCAGGACAUUUCGACAGGCAAUGACAUCUUACUGAAGCUUAAUAAGCAUCACCAGGACAUCGCGGAAACCCAGCAGGCGCGCUUCCCUGCCACUGGGUUAGGGAAGGCCUGCCGGCAGGACUAUUUCGGAGGACGGCAGAUGUUAGCCAGGCAGCGAAACGGGCGCCAAGAGGCGCGCUGGGGCGGAGAGACGGCGUGAGCAAGAUGAAGCAGAGGGCAAGCGCGGCGCCGCCCGCCGCUGGCUAGGACGCAUGGUGGCCAGAGGGGAGGUCUUAGGGGCCCGCGAGCAGGCUCGAAAUAAAACGGCUGGCAGGGCGAAGUGGAGACUCGAGAAGGACCGGAUAGAUAUCGAAGUUCUUAGUGAGGAGGGCGCCCGAGCCUCCACCGAGACGCGGGACUACAACCACCACAAUCCCCAGCGCCUGCGGUUGCGGCGUUGCCUCGUUCUAGACCUGCGGCGGCGCUGCGCGGGGAACCGGCGUGGGGUCACGUGACGCCGGCGAGUCAGGUGACGCUGCGGGGCGGGCGGACAGACUGCGGGGCGGACGGUGGACGCUGGGACGCGUUUGUAGCUCCGGCCCCACCGUUCCGACCCCCGCCGUCGUCGCCGCCAUGACGGGGCUAGCGCUGCUCUACUCCGGAGUCUUCGUGGCCUUCUGGGCCUGCGCGCUGGUCGUGGGUGAGGCCGGGCCCUGGCGGGCGGGGGCAGCAUGGCGGGCGGGGGCAGCAUCGCGGCCGAACUGGCCCGGCUGGAGCCCAGCGGGAAAGUACCUGGCGGGGAAUACUGGGCCCCUGCUCACUUUUCACCCCGGGCUCUGGGACGCGCGCCUGCGAGUGUCUCUGACCCCGACAAAGGAAACUCGGAUCUCCAGCUGCUUGAGAAGGGGCGCGAGCAGGUGGGGGCCGCGAGGGCAGCACUCCCCCUUCCUGCCACUAUCGCUGUUUCCCCCGCCCCCACGUCUCACUGCGGUCCCCCCUUUCUUGCGCCUGACCGGCCCGCUUGGUCACAAGCCGGCUGCUCUGGUUCCUCUUUUCCCGGUCGCUUUGCCCUCCCCCACCCACGGCUUGUUGAGUAAACAGCGGAACGGACUGGGCCGGCAAGAUCUGGCUGGGCCUGGCUGGAGCGCUUGUUCCCUCCGUCCUGCUUCGGAUUCAGGCCUACGGGUGGCGACUGUGCCUGCGCAGGAGCUUGGUCUGGAAGGAAUCUGCUACACCAUUUUUGACUUGGGCUUCCGCUUUGAUGUGGCAUGGUUCCUGACGGAGACUUCGCCCUUCAUGUGGUCCAACCUCGGCAUUGGCCUAGCUAUCUCCCUGUCUGUGGUUGGGGCAGCCUGGGGCAUCUAUAUUACCGGCUCCUCCAUCAUUGGGGGAGGGGUGAAGGCCCCCAGGAUUAAGACCAAGAACCUGGUCAGCAUCAUAUUCUGUGAGGCUGUGGCCAUCUAUGGCAUCAUCAUGGCAAUUGUCAUUAGCAACAUGGCUGAGCCUUUCAGUGCCACGGACCCCAAGGCCAUAGGCCAUCGGAACUACCAUGCAGGCUACUCCAUGUUUGGGGCUGGCCUCACCGUAGGCCUGUCUAACCUCUUCUGUGGAGUCUGCGUGGGCAUCGUGGGCAGUGGGGCUGCCCUGGCCGAUGCUCAGAACCCCAGCCUCUUUGUAAAGAUUCUCAUCGUGGAGAUCUUUGGCAGUGCCAUUGGCCUCUUUGGGGUCAUCGUCGCAAUUCUUCAGACCUCCAGAGUGAAGAUGGGUGACUAGACGAUACGUGUGUGUGGGGCCGUGCCUCACUCUUAUUUAUUGCUGGUUUAACUGGGACAGCUGGAGCUGUAUCCCUUAGCCUUUCAGAGGCUUGGUGUUCAGGGCCCUCCCUGCACUCACCUCUUGCUGCCUGUUGACUUGGAGGCACUGCAGUCCAGGCUGAGUCCUCAGUGCGGGGAGCAGGCUGUUGCUGAUGACUCGUGCAGCUGCGCACCUGUGUCCCCCAUCUCUUCCCCAAACCCAUUGUCCUAGUGUUUGUGAAAUAAACUUGGUAUUUGUCUGGGUCA
Callithrix jacchus (white-tufted-ear marmoset) is the source of this 2159-nucleotide messenger RNA. It is a transcript of the gene ATP6V0B, whose product is annotated as ATPase H+ transporting V0 subunit b. Gene Ontology annotation, biological process: proton transmembrane transport. The record is from RefSeq and is a predicted model, not a curated record. Lineage: Eukaryota; Metazoa; Chordata; Mammalia; Primates; Cebidae. Gene Ontology annotation, cellular component: proton-transporting V-type ATPase, V0 domain. Gene Ontology annotation, molecular function: proton-transporting ATPase activity, rotational mechanism.